AUGAUCAUCAGCUUAGUCGGCUUCCUACCCUCGAUCGGCCUCGUCUUUCUGGCGCUGCUGCUCCUCUACUAUCUAAGCACGCGCAAGCCCAGCGACUUUCCACCGGGUCCGGCAUGGCUGCCGGUCCUCGGCGCCGCCCUGGAGAUCGACGAGCUGCGCAAAAAGACCGGAUACUUCAGCGAGGCUUGCAACGCCCUCGGGGCCAAGUACGGGUCGGUGAUCGGCCUCAAGAUCGGCGUCGACAAGGUCAUCAUACUCAACGACUUCAAGAGCAUGAAGGCCAUGGCGGCAAACGACGCGUGCGACGGCCGACCAGUGGGUCCCGUCUACGAGACCCGGACCUUCGGCAAGCGUCGGGGCCUCCUGGUGGUCGACGGCAAUCUCUGGGUGCAGCAGCGCCGCUUCAUCCUGCGCCAUCUGCGCGAGUUCGGCUGGGGUCGCACCGACAUGGCCAUACAGAUCGAGCACGAGGCCUCGCAGCUCGUGCAGUACUACGGGCGCCUGAUCGACACCAAGGCCCAGUCGUUCCAGAUCGACGACUGCAACGACGACAACAAUAACGACGACGACGACGCGGAGAAUCGUAGGACGCUGGAGAAGACCGACGAGGAACGCCGAUACGAGUCCAGCUUGGGCAAAAACGAAAAACCCGAGAAACUCGGUGACGUCGGACGAGAGCCAGCCAAGAGGUCCCUCACCGCCGAGGACUUUUACGUGAAGGUGAAGCACCGGGAGCUGCUGAAGGAGGCCGGUCAGGGAGCCAAGCUCUCGGGCAUCAUCGUCGAGAUGGAGGACUUCUUCGGGGUGCCCGUGCUCAACGCCCUGUGGACCAUGAUGGCCGGCAAGCGCUACAACGUCGACGACCAGGAGCUCAUCUACCUGCAGCGGAUCUUCACCUCGCUGCUGCGCGACGUCGACAUGAUCGGCUGCCUGUUCCAGCAUUUUCCCGUGCUCAAGUAUCUCGCCCCGGACAAGUCGGGCUAUAACAACUUUCUCAAGACCCACGAAAAGGUCUGGCAGUUCAUCAAGAGAGAACUGGAAAAUCACAAGAAAACGUAUAAUCGAGACUGUCCGCGCGACCUCAUGGACGUUUAUCUGAAAGCUCUCGAGUCCGACGAAAAUCUCGACGAAACUUUUUCGGAGGCCCAACUGCUGGCCAUCUGCGUGGACCUGUUCAUAGCCGGCUCCGAGACCUCCUCCAAGGCGCUGGGCUUCGGCUUUCUCUUCCUCGUUCUCUAUCCGGAGGUGCAGCGCAAGGCGCAGGAGGAGAUCGACGCGGUGAUCGGUCGCGAUCGGCUGCCGUCGCUCAACGAUCGGCCCAACAUGACCUACUUGAACGCCGUCGUCAUGGAGUCUCUGAGGAUGUUCAUGGGUCGCACGAUGAAUGUACCGCAUCGCGCCACGAGGGAUACUCAGCUCAUGGGCUACACGAUACCCAAGGACAGCAUGAUCGUCGUGAAUUUCAACAGAAUCCUAAUGAACGACUUCUGGGGCGAUCCCGAGGUGUUCAGGCCCGAGAGGUUCAUCGACGAGACCGGAAAAAUCGUCACUCCGGAGCAGUUUGCGCCUUUUGGAAUAGGUCGGCAUCGUUGCAUGGGCGAGACCCUGGCCAAGGGCAAUCUCUUCGUCAUCACCGCGGCUCUGCUGCAAAACUUCACUUUUUCGCCAGUGCCGGGCGAGACGCCGCCGCGCAACGCCUACACGGACGGGGUUACAGCUUGCCCGGUGCCGUAUCGUGUUUUAAUGACCAAACGAGCGCACACGGUCAAUUAACAUUUUUUAUUUAUCAUUUU
Molecule: messenger RNA, 1793 nt
Organism: Trichogramma pretiosum
Lineage: Eukaryota; Metazoa; Arthropoda; Insecta; Hymenoptera; Trichogrammatidae
Gene: Cyp303a1
Product: probable cytochrome P450 303a1
Exons: 7
Coding region: 1-1773 (590 amino acids)
Biological process (GO): xenobiotic metabolic process
Cellular component (GO): intracellular membrane-bounded organelle; cytoplasm
Molecular function (GO): oxidoreductase activity, acting on paired donors, with incorporation or reduction of molecular oxygen, reduced flavin or flavoprotein as one donor, and incorporation of one atom of oxygen; iron ion binding; heme binding
Source: RefSeq, a predicted model, not a curated record